This is a messenger RNA of Schistosoma curassoni, 3310 nucleotides long. The record is from the annotation of a GenBank genome assembly. NCBI's taxonomy places the organism in Eukaryota, Metazoa, Platyhelminthes, Trematoda, Strigeidida, Schistosomatidae.
GAUAAUAAAUUUUUCGGUGAUUCAGAAAUGAUUGAAGGUCCUCAAGAAUCAUCUGAACGACAGUAUCCAAGACAACAAAUAUCAACUGGUGAAUAUUUAACAAAUCAAUUAUCAGCAAAAUAUCAAAGUUCAAUAAUACUACAAAAUCCUCGAACAUUUAGUGAUAGUGAUAUUGAUUUAGAAAAUGAGUUAUCACCAAAUGACUAUAUAAGAGAAUUAAAAGCUCAACUACAAUCAGCAUUAGAUCGUGAAGCAUCAUUACGUCAAAUGUUAUCUAGUCGUGAAGCUGGUAUGCGUGAAAUUGAUCAAAAAGUAGAAAAUAUUGAGAAUAAAGAAGUGAAAGAUAAUUCAAUAUUCAAACUACCCAAAAAUAUUUCAGCAAAUAAACUAAGAGAUAUGAUUGAAGAUUAUGAACAAAAACAAAGAAUUCUGAAUAGAAAGAAUCAAUUCUUGAUUACAGAAAUUCGUGAAUUAGCUUCCAUCAAGUAUAUGUUCACAGAUCACUCAAAUAAAAUGUCCAAAUACAUUCAGCGUUUAAACAUGGAAGGAUUUAAAUGGCGACGUGAAUAUGUUAAACUAUUACAAGCAUGUCUUGGUGCUACACAAACAGAUCCACAUCAUCGAUUAAUGUUUAGUGAUUAUGGUAAAGAUCGAUAUAAACAUUUAAUCAGUGAACUAUUGGAUGAAGCAAGACGUAAAGAUCCAAGUUUACCAACAAUGAUUAAACCAAAAACUGCAGAUUAUCAUGUGGAUUUUUAUGGAUUCAAGCAUAGUUAUUUAAAUGAAACCAGUAUUAUUCAUUAUAGUUGUCAACAACUAUAUGACUUUUAUACACGUCAAUUAUCUGGUGGGGAUGAAAAUUUCUAUCGUUGGACUGAACUUUUAACCCAAGCAAAUAGAGAAUUGACAAGAGCUGAUUUAGAAGUUCUUUGUCGUUCUGGUAUACCUAUUCCAUAUCGUGAAGGUGUAUGGCGUAUGUUAAUUCAUGGUGAAUUACAUCAAUUAAUGCAAAUUAAGGGACCAUUGUAUUAUAAUGGACUUUUAGAAGAAUUCAGUGAAAAUACACUUGCAGCUCAACAUAGACGUCAAAUCUCACUUGAUUUAUUGAGAACUAUGCCAAAUAAUGUACAAUUUGAUAAUAUUGACGCUCCUGGGGUACAAAAACUUCAAGAAGUUUUACAAGCUUAUAGUAUACAUAAUUCUAAAAUUGGUUAUUGUCAGGGUAUGAAUUUUAUAGCAGCUGUUGCAUUGUUAUUCUUAAGAAAAGAAGAUGCUUUCUGGUGUUUAAUUGCUAUAUUGGAACGAUUUUUACCGGAGAAUUACUUUAAUUCUGGUUUAAUUGAUGCACAAGUUGAUCAACUUGUAUUAAAAGAAAUAGUAAAUGAAAAACUACCACGUCUAUCAUCACAUUUAAAACGACUGGGUAUUGAUAUAUCUGCAGUGACAUUAAAUUGGUUUUUAGCUGUAUUCUAUGAUUCUGUACCAUUUGAAACAUUGAUACGAAUUUGGGAUGUGUUUCUUCUAGAAGGUUCAGAAACAUUGUUUCGAUUUGCAGUGGCAAUUCUUAAACGUAAUCAAGAUAUGCUAUUGGAACAAAGUGAUACAAUCAGUUUUUGGAAAUGUCUUAAAGCAGCAACUCGAUUAACCAAUGAUGUUGAUGGAUUAAUUAAAACAGCUUUUGAAGAACUUCGACCAUUUCCUAAACCUCAACUAAUUGCAACUCGUCGUGCUUAUCAUUAUGAAAUAUUAAGUAAAAAAAUGUCUAUAAAAAAAGGAUAUUGGCAAAAUGUUAUGAAAGAAUCACCGGAUGAAUUUAUUGAGAAUCAAAAUCACAUUCAAUACAAACGAUCUACUAAAGAAAACCAAGCUGUAAUUCAAGCAAUCACGUUUUAUGAUAAUGAGCAUUUGUGGAUUUGUCAUGGUGAUAAAUCAUACAGCCAAAUUUCAGAAGUUGUUGUCACAUCAAACUGUAUGCAAAGUAUCGGUUAUGAAUUGGAAUCUCGUGUCAGUUGUAUAUGUGCAUUUAGUAAUGAAAUUAUUCUACUUGGUAUGAUGUCUAAACAAUUAUGUGCUUAUUCAGUGAUACAAAAUUCGAAAAUUUGGCAAAUUCCAAUUCAUGACAGUGUCAGUGAUUUAACUUUUGCAUACUUUUUACACGAUCAUACUAAUAAAGUUUAUGCUGGUUUAACAAAUGGUGAAUUAGUUGUUAUUGAAAAUAUUGGCUUUGAAGAACCACGUGAUUCUAUAUAUUACAUUACUAUUAGUUUUAUUCCAAUAUCAUCUGUACUUUUGGCAAAGAAUCAAUUAUGGUGUGCAAGUGGUAGUUCUAUAUUCAUUUUUCAUGCUAAAACAAUGGAUUAUUAUAAACAAAUUAGUAUAUCUAAUAAUCCAUUAGAUGUAAUAUUAAAAAUAUGUCUUGGUGAUAAUGGUGUUUGGAUUGCAGUACGUGGUAGUUCAGUUAUUGAAUUAUGGGAUCCAGAUCGAUUGAUACGUAUACUUUUAUUCAAUAUUGUUAAUGAAACUUAUUUAAGUCGGAGGCCAGAAGAAGAGUACACAUUUAAUCCUCAACGAGUCACUGUAAUACUUCCCUAUGAUAAUACAUUAUGGAUUGGUACAGGAAUGGGUGAAGUUUUAGUUUAUCAAAUUCGAACUUAUCAAAAAACAGAAAACAGAAAAAGUUUCGAAAAUAAUGUUCAAAUGACCAAACAUAAACGUUCAAUGUCAUUAAAAGAUGAUUUACAACUGAAUGAUGAAACAACAUUGAAAACGUUAUCGAAAUCUACACGUUAUCCUUCAAAUCCUGAUAUUAGUCAUGUACCGAACAAGGAUCCAGAACCAUUAUUUUAUCCAUUACGUCAAAAUUCAUUAAUAUUAGAAUAUGCAAUUGAUUCAAGUCAUAUAUAUGAAUUACAAAAAAUUGUACGUAGUAAAGUAGCUGAAACUCCUAUACGUUAUUUAGUUAUGAAAAAAAUUACAGAUAGCCAUGCACUGAUUAUUUCAUGUUCAACAUAUUUCAAUGAUGAUGAUGCUGUACUUAAAUGGCAACGUGAUAUUAAUAAUGGUUCAAUUUGGACAAAUGAACCAAUUUAUGUAUUUGAUCGUGAAAGUCGUUCACUUCGAUUACCAGCUUAUAUGCGUAAUAGUUUAUGCUUACAAAUGCAUAAUAAAAAAUCAAUUAUUAUGAAUUAAACUUUAUAUAAAUACAAGUACAUCUUAUCAUUGACACACACACACACACAUACACAUACAUACACACGCACUUUGGCACAAGAUUUUCCCAUUUAAAUAAUAAUAAUAAUAAUAAUAAUAA